Molecule: messenger RNA, 7907 nt
Organism: Strongylocentrotus purpuratus (purple sea urchin)
Lineage: Eukaryota; Metazoa; Echinodermata; Echinoidea; Camarodonta; Strongylocentrotidae
Product: inositol polyphosphate 5-phosphatase OCRL
Exons: 25
Coding region: 999-4265 (1088 amino acids)
Biological process (GO): phosphatidylinositol dephosphorylation; signal transduction
Cellular component (GO): membrane
Molecular function (GO): inositol phosphate phosphatase activity; phosphatidylinositol-4,5-bisphosphate 5-phosphatase activity
Source: RefSeq, a predicted model, not a curated record
GUGAAAUGCAGUGUGAUAAAGGACACGUCAGCUGCUUGAAAUUUGCCUACUCGGACUCUGGCAGUUACGACGUAAAAGAAGGGCAAACUCCAAGUGAGCACAAGUAGAACCCCAACAAUUCCUCAGACAGCUUCAUCGUGGAAGGUAGCCAACAUCAUUGUCAUUGUCAUUGGAGACAAGGCUGACUAUUUCCUUUUGCUGAGGAAAAGAAAUGUACAUGUGUAGGAACUACUGUAUGAAAGCGAACACAGCCUAAAGUUGGAUUUGCACUUGGAUUACUUGGGAAGUGUAAGGAUCAUUCACAUCAUCCUGCUAAGAAUCAGAAGUCAACCCAGCAUUAAUGUCACCAGCUUCCACAGGGGAAGUCUUCUCACCGUCUGGCUAAUGACUGUAUGAUACGCUCGUUGUGUCACUGGACCCGUUCUUCUGACGUCGUCGGGACGUCUAACUGUCAUCUCAUGCUGGAUGUGGGAAUGUUUAGUCAUAGCUAGGUCAUAACACCUGGGCUUCACAGGUGUAGGCAUUCCCUCGUGCUAGCUGUGUGGGCAACACGUGACUAACCAUCCAGUCAUGCUGAUUCGAGUCUAAAGACUGAACAAGGGAACUUGGCAGGGGAUGGUUAACCUCUUCUGCUCUUUAGCUAACAUCUUUCUUUGUCACAAGGAGAAGCAGGAGGAAGUACAGUACUUUCCCUUUUGCUUUGAGUUAACGUACAUGUUUGACAACCUAGAGUGGAGCUUCAUUGUGCUCUACAAGUGAUUCAGUAUUGCUUUCUGUGUGUUUCAGAUGGUUAUAGAGAUGUCAUUUUAAUAACAGAUUGUGGAGCGAUCACGAAAGCCUUGAGGAUCAGGCAGCGCACCAAUGGUCAGACUCUGUGAUUCAAUGUGAUAUUGCUUUGACCUCACCAAGGAAUUGGUCCAAUCCGUUUAUCAGAGGAUGGGCUGUGAAGCACUAGUUCCCUUGAUUUAGAAAGUGACAUUUUGGACAAGAACUCCAGUAUGGAUAUAAAGAUAGCUGUACAGGAGAAACUGAACACUGCUGCAGGAGAGCAAUGCAUAGACUAUUUGGAAGGCACACUUGUACCCGACUGGUUACAGGGCAAGCGGUUGCUAGCCCUCGUCCAUUGCCCAACUGCAGCAAGAGGAGUCGGAGAGCAAGGACUGCUGAUUUUCACCAGACCUGACAUUAUAAAGCAGAGUAGUGACCUCACACUCGUUCGUGCACUACCAAUCAAGGGGGAUUUCAGCUACACAAUAGCAUGGCCCUCUUCAGAAACCCUAGCCAAGGAUCAGGCCGUGGUGAGAGCGCACAUCAAGGCUGCAGGAACCAAUCUGGUGAUGGAGGUCCCCUUCGCUCAGCCCUCCUCCUUCUUCUUUAACAAUGUGAAGAAAUCAAUGGCAGCCUGCCUUGAGAAGGUGAAGCAGGGCAUCGUCCCCCAGUUCUUCUGGAUGCAGCGGUACCAGCUCCAGAUCAAAGGGGCUAGCGCUCAGCCGACCCCUGACCUUCUCAAUCUCACCUCCUCGACCACGCCCACGUCCACAGACCCCUUCGGGAUGACAUCCUUUGCCCCCCUCACGUCACCCAUCUCCCCCCACUCUACCCCUGUGCCAUCCUCCACCUCCACUGCCAGUACUAACCCCUUCAUGUCCCAUGCUAAAACAAUGCCCCUCCUGGAUGUGGGGGGCGUGAAUGCACCCCCUCCUCCGUCCAUGAACCGCGUCACCUCUGACCCGGUGCUGCACGGUUACGUCAACCUCCAAGCGCAGAGUGAGCUGGCUUCGGAGCACAAUCUACUAGACAGUACUGAUGCCAGGGCCCCGACAACAAAAAUGGUCCAUCCCAAGCCCCCAUCAAUUUCUUCAACAUCAGAAGCAUGGAGAAUAUCACAAGACUUUGGUAAUAAUGCUGGUGGUUCAUCGUCUUCUUCAACAUCCUCAUCUUCCUCUUCAUCAUCCUCUUCAUCCACAUCUAGUGUGGACAAAGUAGGUGUGCCAGGGACUGAGUUUGAGGAUGGCUUUGCCAGUCUGAAUUUAGAACGCAAUGGUAGCUUGCCUAUACGGGACAAUCACUUUCAAGAAGACCAGCAGGAUGCCAGAGGAAGCACCUUCUACACCAACUUAGAUGGACACGCCUUCACAGCGGAACCUAGGACAUCCCUCAUGGGCUCACAACCUGAUAUAGAUACGCUGGGCUAUGCAUCAGUCAAGCCCUUCAAACCAGUCGGCAUCAGAGAAGAGAUCCUCAAAAGAAGAGAAGCAGAAUACACAUUUCCACAUGAUUUCAGGGCCUUUGUUGGGACAUGGAACGUGAAUGGUAAGGGAGCGACGGAGGACCUGAGAAACUGGUUAGCCGCAGACCCGAAGCCUCCCGACAUGUAUGCCAUAGGGUUCCAGGAGUUAGACCUUAGCAAGGAAGCAUUCCUCUUCAAUGACUCCAUCAGGGAGGAGGAGUGGCAUAAACGGGUCAUCAUGUGUCUCCAUCAAGAUGGCGUCUAUAUUAAGCUGAAGUUGAUCCGUCUAGUUGGUAUGAUGUUACUGGUAUUCAUUCAAGAGAGGCACUAUCCCUACAUUGAUGAGGUCAUAGCUGGGACGGUCGGUACAGGCAUCAUGGGCAAAAUGGGCAAUAAGGGGGCCGUGGCGGUGCGAUUCAACUUCCACAACACCUCCUUCUGCUUCAUCAACUCUCAUCUGGCGGCCCACAUGGAGGAGUACGAGAGGCGGAACCAGGACUACCACGACAUCUGCGCCAGGAUGAAGUUUGAGAGGGAGCAACAUCAACCCCUCGGCGUCAUGCAGCAUGAUGUUGUGAUAUGGAUGGGAGAUCUCAACUACAGAAUCAACGAUCUUGCUGUGGACACUGUCAAAACUCUUAUAUAUAACAACAGCUUCAAGGAGUUGCUCAUGCAAGAUCAGCUGAACAGACAGAGGGAACUCUCGAGGGUGUUCAAAGGCUUUGACGAGGCUCCUAUUGGUUUCCUUCCAACCUACAAGUACAACUCUGGUAGCGACGAGUGGGAUUCAAGUGAGAAGCAGAGGGUACCAGCCUGGUGCGAUCGCAUCCUUCACCGUGGAGCCUGCAUCGUCCCUAAGGUCUACCGGAGCCACAUGAAGCUCAGACUGAGUGAUCAUAAACCAGUCAGUGCUCUCUAUGACAUCGGGGUGAAGGUGGUGGAUGAGAAGAAGUUCCGUGAGGUGGUAGAAGAAGAGAUCAGGAAACUAGACAGGCAAGAGAACGAGGCCCUACCACAGGUUACGUUGGGUAGAAAUGAGCUGAAGCUUGGUGAGCUGCGCUUCAUGGAGGAGAGAGUGGAGAUGGUUGAAGUAGCCAACACCGGUCAGGUCAAUACAAUGGUGGAGUUUGUAGCCAAGCUGGACGAUAAGUCAUGCUGUAAACCAUGGCUCAAGGUUGAGCCGCAAUCAACAUUCAUGAUGCCAGGUGACAUGAUAGAGGUGAAGAUGACAGCCUUUAUUGAUAAGAACACAGCAUCAGCAUUCAAUGCAGGCACAGACACUGUAGAGGAUAUUCUCAUACUACAUCUUGAGAAUGGCAAAGACUACUAUAUCACAGUAACAGGUAGCUACAGACCUAGUAGCUUUGGAGCUUCUCUGGAAGGCUUAGUAAGGAUGCAUGAACCCAUACAUGAAAUGUCGGCGAGUCAGGUGGUCGCUCUGGAAACCAACUUGCUUACCAAGCAGAAGGCUUCAAGUGCUGAUUUCCAGAGCUAUGACAUUCCUAAGGAGAUCUGGAUGCUCGUGGAUUAUCUCUUCAGAAAUGGAAUUCACAAGGAGAACCUGUUUGGUCAGGAGGGUCUACACUCAGAGGUACUAGCCAUCAGAGACUUCCUAGAUACAGGCUUUCCGGAGGAGAUUCCUGGGAGUAUCCACUCCGUUGCAGAGUCUCUCCUGGUAUUCCUGGCUAGUCUCAAGGAACCAGUCAUUCCCAACAAAUUCUACCAGAAAUGCCUGGAUGGUGCCAACAACUUCACUUUGUGCAAGCAGAUCAUGAAGCAGCUACCAAGAUGUCACAGGAAUGUCUUCAAGUACCUGACAGCAUUGAUCCGUGAACUACUCAUGCACAGUGAUGACAACAGACUAGAUGCCAAAACAUUAGCAACAAUAUUUGGUGAGCUCUUCCUCCGCUGCCCACCAGAAGACAAAGAAAGGGAAGAUGCGGCCGUGAGGAACAGGACAACAAACAGACAGCAGAUCACACGCAAGAAGGCCACCUUCGUAUACCAGUUCAUCAUCAACGAGUACGACGAUUGAGGUCGUCAUCGAGACCAUCAUUGUCUUCGUCAUCACCAUCAUGAUCAUCAUCACUUGACCAAUCUACAGGGCUUUUCCAAAUCCCUGAUCACUUCAUCAUUACAGCUGACAUGGAUUGUGUCGGUAGUGAGGAUGGACGUUGCUCAAACAUUUGCUCCAGUGACAAUGGCUGUAGGUCUUAUUUCAUCAAAAGGUGUACCGGGUAGGUUAGGGUUAGGGUUGAAUUUGGCUUCAAGGUAACAUGUAGGGUUAGGUAUAGUGUUUGGGCCAGGGUUGAAGUUGGAUUGCCAGUUCUUACAGGAUAUUGAUCACUGAACUGUUGUUGCAGGAGCUUGUGUCAUUAAACAGGCAAAACAAUUAACCCACUAACAUCUACAUUUUGCUAUGUGCACAUAACCGGUUACAAGAAACUACAAGUCUAUAAAUAGCACCAUAGGAUUUAAGCUAGAAUGAAUUAGCUUCCCACAAUAGCACAUUGAUUUUGAUACAGAAUUUCAAACUGAGUGAAUUUUGAACUAAUGUACGCAAGAUAUCAUGGUGCAAUUAUUUGCUUUGAAGGUAUAGGGGCACUUACACGCAGUUCAGGAAGAGCAUUUUUUUAUUUACUGCAGGAUCAUUGAAAUCAUUAUAAUAUCUUAUCUGUCCAUAUGAUUGCAUUAAUGACUUGAACAGGUGAAUCAUACUUAUCAUCUAAAGUUGAUAAUAUUUUGUAGAAAUCUAACUUGGUAUUAAAGGUAGGUUAAUAUAUAUUGCUAUUGUGUGUGAAAUAUAGGGGGUAUUUUGGGGUCAUACGUGUGGUAUGGGUAACAUAUAUUCUUAUAGAAAGAAUCAAGAACGGCAAGUCACAAGUACUUACGUACUCAUCGUGAUGUUGCUGCAUUCUAAAAAAAGGUAAGAUGUCUACUAAUAAUAUCAGAGUGCAUUUCUCUAUCAUGAUGGAAAUGCUUUGUAUUGUCGUUAUGUUUAAAGUGAGAUCUCAAUGAAGCAUAAUAAAUGUUUUGUUUUUUUUCAUUCAUGUCAAGGCUAUGUUAGAUUAUAACUUUGCUGUCAAAUUGAGAUGAUGGGCUUAAGUUACUUAAUUCAGAAAUUUAUUUUCAUGAUAAAGUCGCAUGUUUAUAACCAGAAGGGCAUUAACCCGUUGGCUAAUGAAUUAUCUAAUUCCCAUAGACUUAACAAAGGGACCACAAGGUUCCAGUAAGCAAUGGGUUAACUCUUACACGUUAACACAGAGUUACAACUUUCUGAGUCUCAAACAGAUAGAGUAUAAGAACUAUUGGAGGUUAUUGAUUGUAGACAAUUGCUCAAUGUGCAAUGUGGAAAACUGUGUGCUCCUUAUUUAGCAAUAGAGCAAAACCUUUCUUUGAUCAAGAUCAUAUUUGGUUUGCCAAAUGUGUUACUGAAAUGUGUUUCUAAAACACGCCGCAUGGCAAAUUAGAAUAUUCAUAGAAAAAUAUUUUUUUCUGAAGCUCAAAUUGUUCAUUUGUCCCUGGUAUAGACUGAAUACAUUUUUUUAUAGCAAAACAUAACAAAAUGUUUCUUAGCCACAGUUAUAGACAAGUGUAACAACUACAGCAUACUUUGCAAACAUUUUAUAAUAUCUUUUUUAGACAUUUUUGUUGUUGUUCGAACUCCGUCACAAUUUAUUUUGAAUUUGUUUUGUGCUGACGGAUUUAUUUGUGGGGAUUCAUCUAGGAAUCACAUGUAAUUUAGAGUUUAUAAGGAUACAUGAAAGGUGUAUGUAAACCUAUUAGUUUGGUGUAAGUCUGGUGGCUUUACUUCAUGCUGGCAUUAUCAUUGACUAAAAAUACUGACACAACAACGACGUAUCCAGGGGAUCCAGUUACGCAAUAUAAAAACGUUUGACAAGCAAAAAAACAAGGUGAAUGGGGUCUGAACCUGGUUGAACCCAAUAUAUCCUGGCACGAGUCCUAGUUGCCAAUCAGAAAUUGAUCAACUGUGGAUGAAUGGCAAGUUGUAUUGUUUAGUCAGUAUCUCUUUUGCAUAGCACCAUCACACUGCAUUGAAUGCUUGUUUCUACCUGGUUAGGACGUUGUCCAUUCAUAGCCAAUCUGGCUCCCAACAGGCGUUAUAAGGUCUUACUGCUUCUAAUACCAUCUUUACACUGAAAUUCUGUGUGGAGGGUCACCCUCAAGAUGAUGCAUGAAAGUUUUAUCAAACAAAAUAUAUUAUCUAAUUAUUCAGUACUAUCGAGAGUAAAGUUUAUUUUCAGUGUAGAUCAGAUAGUAGACUAUUAGAUAUGCUAUAUAUAUUUCUAAUAUUUAUUUGUGAGCAGCAGGCUUGGUAGACAUGGUUUUUCACAAGUUUUCAAAAAAAAUUGAGUUUGUAUGACAAUUAGAGACCAAAAGAAUUUGACCAAGAGGACCAUUCUUUGGAUAAUCAGUUACUCAAGGAAUAAACUUGAGUUUAAUUCAGGAUAAGGCUGUUUUUCUAUUUUUUUUUAAAUUUUUUAUAAAGUUGUAUAUGACAAAGGUCCUGUAGAACAGUGAGGAAAUGAGGACUUUUAGAUUUGCGUGGACUGGUAUGUGUGACGUCCAUUCAAGGCAGUGCAUUAAAAGGACGUUGAUCGUAGCAAUCCAUGUUGUCGUUCAGCAAAUCUAAAAGUCCCUAUUAACUCAUAAUCUGCAACUUUACUUUGAAUCUGUAGUUACAGCUACAUGUAUGAGGUUUUGUUUUCUUUGAUCACCAGAACUCAGAUUGAGACAUUCAGAAUAAAGCCUCAACAAGAUAUGCCGCAAUUAUUUUUUAUGAAGACGUUAUUAAAGUGUAAUUUUUUUUUUUUUUUUUUUUUUUUGGGGGGGGGGGGUUUAACAUACCACACCUAAACGGGCCUUUAAGGGGAGCAGCCAUAAUUGUGCUUGUUUUAGCUUGUGUGUCCUGGUGGGGCAGACUCAAAAGAUAUUACUUUGGUUCCAUGGGAUAUCAUAAAGAUGAUACUUAAAUAAAUUGACUUUUAUGGUGAUGCCUAAUAUGAUAGGCAGAAGCAUUUUCAUGUCUUUGAUAGGUUAAUUUCGAAUUUCAAUGAGGUUAGGUAUAAAGAUAUUUGUAUGUUACUCGCAAUGAUGUGAUAAACUAAAAGUAGAAAAUAUAUAAUUUUAAAUCUUCCAGACAUUCAGCUUAAUGUAUUUUGCUGCUUAAGUAGACUGUAUCAUCAUAAAAUGGUUCAAGUUAGAGUUGUAUAUAUUUGUAAAUACUGAUAGAUGAAAUAAUCUUGCCUCUAUGAUCACACAUCAAUUUAUUCCUUUUUUUAACAGACAUAAACACAAAAACAUUUGUGAUCAAUUAUGAAACAGAAGGCCUCAAACCAUGAGAGGUCUGGUCUUGGUUUAAUUUCAAAUCGAUUUAUUGAAAUUAUAUUGUGUGAAACAUAAGAAAACAUAUUUACCAAUAUAGAAUGUAUGCAGUAGUACUGUAUUAAAAUUGUUAUUGUAGUUUACAAGUGGUACUAUUUCAUAUGGAUAUAAAGCUGUGUUAUAAAUGAUCCGAGUGAAAUUAUAUAAUAGAAUACGAGGUACAUACAUGUAGGAUGAUCUCUUACAAGAAUUGCUGUAAUUUUGUGAAGAAUAUAGGAAGCUGGAACUGCCUUUAUGUACCUGUAAUAAACUUGCUAUGAAUCAAAUCAUC